Messenger RNA from Funneliformis caledonium, 801 nucleotides. The record is from the annotation of a GenBank genome assembly. NCBI's taxonomy places the organism in Eukaryota, Fungi, Glomeromycota, Glomeromycetes, Glomerales, Glomeraceae.
AUGUCACAAGACCCUCUCUACUUGGAUAUUAACAGCUUUGCCAGCCUCGCUGAUCUCUUUCGGGUGGCUGAAGAGCCUGAGUGUUCCAAAGUUCAAUUUGCUGAAAAUGUGAAUCUACGAAAGUAUAUCGAAAAGUCUUAUAGAGGGAAUAUCUUAUCCUAUAACAAUUGGACAAAACAUAUGUUACGUUUGGAAGAAAUUAAACUUCGCUUACCUUCUCUUGCGAACGCGGGUGAUGUCGUUGAACUCGUUCAAAGGUUGAAUAGCGCUAGCUCCCUUGAUGAAGAGCAGAGUUAUUCGGCUGGAAUCGUCAUUCAGCUGGUGACCCGUUUGUUGACCUUUUCGCUGCAAUUUCGAAGAUCUCUCUCCGCUGUGCCAAAAGAUCGUUUAACUUCGGCACUAUCUGCAGUAUCGGAUUACCACAGUGCUGUGUUAGAUCACUCAACCCUUUCACAACGUUACCGUGGAAAGUACUUGAGAACGAUUUCAUGGAAAAAGCUCAAAUAUGUUACAAUUGCCUUUCAAUCCGUACAGCGAUCCGACGGAAUCAUUUCCGGUGCAUCUCCUUUUGUAGUCACAGGUGGCGCGAUACAACCCUUGGACACGACCGUGUUAAAGAACCUGAUCUUUUAUGAGGUCGUUUCCGGAAAAGCCGCUUACAUUCAGAGUGCCUUGCACCUCUUCAUGAGAGCUGUUGGACGUUAUGUAUUGUUGGAAAUUUACAAACACGUGGACUUGGCACACGGAAUUGGAUUACUCAAGACGGAAGUGACCGCUGCUAUAUUCAAGAGCCUUUGUUAG